Messenger RNA from Nanorana parkeri, 2164 nucleotides. Its product is annotated as transient receptor potential cation channel subfamily V member 5-like. Bases 118 to 2058 code for a protein of 646 amino acids. The transcript has 16 exons. Gene Ontology annotation, cellular component: membrane. Gene Ontology annotation, biological process: calcium ion import across plasma membrane. NCBI's taxonomy places the organism in Eukaryota, Metazoa, Chordata, Amphibia, Anura, Dicroglossidae. The record is from RefSeq and is a predicted model, not a curated record. Gene Ontology annotation, molecular function: protein binding; calcium channel activity.
AGCAGUGACCUUAGAUUGUCUUGUAGUUGUACAUGGAACAAAUCAGAAGCUUUAAAUGUAUUUGAACCAAGGAGCAUCAAGAUCUUAUCUCAAGGCUUUGACUGUCAUGUGAUAAAUAUGGGUCUUGUGACCAUGGAUAAAGACCAUCAUUGUUCUUGGGAUAAAAGGAUUUUGUUUGAAGCUGUUGCAUCUAAUGACUGCUUAACCAUGAGGACACUCCUCCAAGGGAAUGAUAUUGAUCCUGCUGUUCGAGGUAGUCUUGGAGAAACAAUCCUUCACACUGCUAUAUUAAAUGGUCAGAUGGAAGUCUUGAAGGUCAUAUUAGAUUGUGUCCCAUCAUUAAUCAAUGAACCGAUGCUGCUGAACUAUUGCAAAGGUAAAAUAACUCUUCAUAUGGCAAUGCUAAAGCAAGACCUGGAAAUAGUUGAACUGAUGCUAAAAAAUGGAGUAGGUGUCAGGUCUCAAGCCUCCUGUAGCUGUGAAUUCGAAUGUGCAUUCUACUAUGGUGAUUAUCCAUUAUCAUUUGCAGCCUGCACAGGAAAUGAAGAAAUAUUAAAACUUCUGCUGGUUGAUUAUGGAGCAUCUCUUAAUGCACAAGAUUCACAGGGAAACACUGUGUUUCACAUCCUGGUCAUGCAGCAGAAUAAAGAAAUGGCCUGUCACAUGUACAACUUGAUCUUAGACCUUGUGCCACUCACGGAUUCUCAAUGUGCCGAACGCCUAGAAAAUAAUGACGGCUUUACUCCAUUAAAGUUGGCAGCCAAUGAGGGAAACAUCGAAAUGUUCAGCUAUCUCGUUAAGCGGCAAAAGAAAAUAUAUUGGACAAUAGGGACAAUUUCCUACAGCAUUUAUGACUUGACAAAUAUUGAUACAUGGAUGGCUCAGAACUCAGUUCUGGAUAUUAUAACUUCCAGCCAAAAGCCACAGGUCCGUAAACUUGUUGACAUUACACCAGUCAAAGAGCUGCUUGGUCAGAAAUGGAAGUCUUUCGGGUACAGGAGUUUUCUUGUUUGGAUGUUCAGCUACCUUGCCUACAUGGUUGUAUUUACAGCUGUCAGUCUCCACCGCCCUUUGAAACCCUUGGACCUUGGUGAAAGUAACGACAUAACUGUGAUGACACCCAAAAAAAUUUCUGAAUCCUAUGAAAGUACGGAAGAUCUUGUUAGGCUUACAGGAGAGCUAAUUACACUGUUUGGAGCAAUCAUCAUACUUUUUGUAGAGACUCCUCUUCUUUUUAAGCUGGGUCCAAAAAAGUACAUUGGAAAUGCAUCGACUGGUGGCCCUUUCUCCCUACUAAUGGUGGGAUAUUCGCUGUUAAUUUUCUCCGCUGCUGUACUGAGAGUUCUUGGGCAUGAGGCAGAAGCAAUUCCACUUUCCCUGGCUUUAAUAAUUGGAUGGUGCAAUUCAAUCUACUUUGCCAGAGGAUUUAAAAUGCUGGGCCAAUUUUCAAUAAUGAUUCAGAAGAUAAUCUUUGCUGAUUUUCUAUGCUGGUUCUGCUUAGUGUUCAUAAUUAUCAUUGGCUUUAGCUCUGCCUUUUAUGUAAUGUACCAGACAAUGGAUCCAGAGGUUAACCCAUUCGUAGAUGACUUUCCAAAGGCAUUGUAUGACGCCAUAGAAAUGAUGAUGGGAUUGACUAAUCUGAAGAUCCCUACAGACACGUCUUUUCCAUUGAUAUAUGUGGCCUACUCUGUGUAUAUGGUGUUUGUAUACCUUUUAUUGCUAAACAUGCUUAUCGCCAUGAUGGACAAUACGUAUUGGAGAGUGGCAAAAGAGAGAGAAGAGCUGUGGAAAAUCCAGGUUGCCGCUACCAUUCUCCUCCUAGAACGUCACAUGCCAAAGUUCCUAAAAGUACGGACUGGAAUCCCUGGGAGUUCCCUUGGUUUGGAUGAUAAGAAAUGGUAUAUUGGGGUUGAAGAAAUAUUAGAUGAAUAUAUGGCAGAAAAAAUAAAGCCUCCUGUAGGACUGGGUAAAAAGUCCACGCUCUGCUGGAACAAGAUCAGAAGAAAUAUUUCACUGAUUAUCAGUAUGAAUGAUAAUUCAGAAAUAACGGUGUUGUAAGCCAGAAAGAAUUUGACAAGUUUUGUAGAUCAUAUUUAUAUAACGUGCUCAUUUACAGAAAUGGAAGGACAGGAAAUAGUGCCAUUGACUGGACAUUGCAAUCAAC